AUGGGGGAAGAGGGGACCACGGGGUUACCUGGAGGAGGCGACUUCGGAGUGUGUCAGGACGGCGGACCCCGCAGGGCCCGCACUGGGGAGCUGCGGGACUUCCGGAGGCCCCAGACUACCACUCCCAGCAUGCUGCGGGGCGCGGCGGCCCCAGACUACAACUCCCAGCAUGCUGCGGGGCGCGUUGGCAUGGUCCCCCGGGCUUCUCCCGCCUCGCCGGACGUCACGUGGGCGGUGCUCCGGGAGCGUGCGGCGCCGCGGCGGCUGGCCUCACGCAUGCGCGCGGCCGCCCCCCCGGGACUCCAACUCCCAGGCGGCGCCGCCCCGCACGCAUGCGCGCGGCGGCUCGCCGGGUCCAGCCGGAGAACCACCCGCCCUAAGGGCCCGAAAGGGCGUUCCCCGCCCCCCGAAGACGAUGGUGGCUGCAGAACGGCGACCCUGGAAUCCGUAGGCCCGGCGGUGCCGCGGUCGGGACAAUGGAGCCGGCGGCGAGGGAGAACUAUAACUCCCGGCGGACUCCGGGCGCCGGCCCCGCCCCCCGGGCCUGGCCGCGGCAGUUGCGGUGGGCGCUGUCUGUCGGUCCCCAUCGCGGGACUCCGCGGAGAGGCGUCCGGACUCCAAGUCCCGGCGGCCCUCGAGCUGCUGUCCGCCCCGUUGCCCCCUGGGAGUUGUAGUUCCGCGCGCGGGCGGCGCCCGUCGGGCCCGGCGGGGUCUCGGGGCGUGCGGACUCCAUCUCCCGUGGUGCCCCGCGGCGGGCGCGCCGCCUGCCGCCGGCCGGGCCGGGGCGCUCAGCAGCAGCAGCAGCCGCCGCCGGGGCCUCCGGGGGGCCCGCCGCCGCCCGGGGAGGACACGGCCCUCUGCCGCCUGCUGGGCCUCCGCCGGGGCCUGCGCCGCCUCCGCCGCCUGUGGAACGGCUCGCACCGGGGCCGGGGCCGAGGCCGGGGCCGAGGCCGAGGCCGCGGCCGGGGCCGGGCGCCGCACCCGGACCCCGCGGGCGGCGGCGGCGGCGGCGGCGAGGCCGACGACGAUGAGGACGAGGACGACGAUGACGACGAGGAGGAAGAGUUUCAGGGGUUCCACUCAGAAGAGGAUGAGCCCCCCAGUUCCUUGCGCUCAGCACUCCGGUCCCAGCGAGGCCGGAGCCCCAAAGGCCGCGGAGGCCCCAAGCGCAGGAGCACGACCCCGCCCGGCCAGCCCGGGGAGGCGGCCUCUGCCCCUCCUCCGCCCCCACCCCCACCCCCACCCCCUCCGGCCAAGCCCUCGGGGCGGCGGCGCCGAGAGGCCGGGAAGGAACGGAUGGUGCAGGCCCUGGCAGAACUGCUGCGCCGUGGGCAGGACCCCCCGGCCCCCCGGGGCCGAACCCCCCAACAGCCCCCACCCGCUCGCCGGCCGCGCGGCCGGCCCCCGGGCUCCUUCAAGAAGAAGCCACCGGGAGUCCCGCCUCCGGCAGCCACCCCGGGAACAGAGACCCCGACGCCCCCCCCGGCCCCCCGGAAGCGCAAGGCAGGAGGCUGGAAGCGCCAGAGGAGGGUGCCCAGCCCGGCACCCGGCUCCUCCCCCAGCCCGGUGCCCAGCCCCGCCUCCAGCGCCGUGCCCAGCCCCAGCCCCAGCCCCCAGCGGCGAGGCGGGGAGGGGUCCGGCCACGGCCGGCGGGGCGGCCGGGGUGGGCGGGGUGGGGGGCGAGGCCGCGUCCCCCUGCCGCUCAAGUUUGUCUCCAAGGCCAAGAAGGUGAAGAGGAGCACGGCCCCCGAGCGCGGGGCCCCGGCCCCGGCCGGCCGCUGGGAGCGCUGGGGGCGGCCGCCGCCGCCGCGGCGGGGGCAGCCCGGGAGGGCCCGGGGGCCCGCGGAGAAAGAGGAGAGGACCCCAGCCGAGGCCCGGGCCUCCGCCGCCCCUGCGCCCCAAGGCCCGGCAACGCCUCCGCCGGCUGGCAGCCCCGCCCCAUCCUGCCGCAAGAGGUGGCGCCCCCCCCUCACCCCGAGCCAGCGCGCCGAGCGAGAGGCCGCCCGGGCCGGGCCCGACGGCGCCUCCCCUCCCCGGCCCCCGCCACCGGGCCCCCCGGCCGGGGGACCCUCUGAGGAGAGCCCAGCCCCCUCCCCGAAGUCGGGCACGUUCCUGAAAAACAUUCGCCAGUUCAUCAUGCCUGUGGUCAGCGCCCGCUCUUCCCGCCUCAUCAAGACCCCCCGCCGCUUCAUGGACGAGGAGCCGCCCCGGCCCUCCCGGACCGAGGCGGAGCAGCCGCCGCCUCCUCUUCCUCCUCCUCCUCCUACUGUUCCUCCUUCUCCUCUUCCUCCCCCCUCUACUCCCGCCCCAGAGUCCCCAGAGCCCCCAGAGGCUCCCGGGUCGCCCCCUCCCCCUCCUACAGCCGCAUCCCCGCCGCUGAUGCCCCUCUCCCCGCCGGCCCUGCCCCCGCCGCCUCCACCGGCCCCGCUCCCCGAGAAGAGACGCUCGAUCCUCCGGGAGCCCACCUUCCGCUGGACCUCGCUCAGCCCCGACCCGACGCCCGCCCCAGCUCCCGGCCCCCCCGCCCGGAGGCCCCCGCUCCUGAGGGCACCGCAGUUCACCCCCAGCGAGGCCCACCUGAAGAUCUACGAGUCGCUGGCCGUGGGCCCCGAGGGUCCGGAGCCGGAGCCCCAGGCUCCCCUGCCCCCACAGCCCCCUCCGCCCCCGCCUGCCGAGGCCCCGUCCCCCACGGAACCCGAGGCCCCGCCCCCUACCCGCUCCGGUGGCCGCACCAAUCACCUGAGCCUGCCGCGCUUCACCUCCGCCAAGACCGAAGCCUCCGUCCCGCCGGGCUCCCCGGGCCCGGGCCCCCCCGAGGACCUGGGGCCCAGAGAAGGGGAGGGGUCCGGGCCGGGGGCCGCCGGCCCUCCGGCCCUUUCCGGGGUCGAGGAGAAGAUGUUCAGUCUCCUCAAGAAGGCCAAGGUGCAGCUGUUUAAGAUUGACCAGCAGCAGCAACAACAGCAGCAGCAGCAACACCACAAGGCAGCACCUCUGCCGCCAAGCCCGGGAGUGAAGCCGGAGGAGCCCGUGGGGACUCCGGCCCGGAGCCCCGUGAAGUUGGAGGAGGAGCCAGCGGAGACCAAGAAGGAGAGAAGCGCGGGCCCCGAGUCCCCCGUACAGGGUCCCCGAAUCAAGCACGUGUGUCGGCACGCGGCGGUGGCUCUGGGCCAGGCGCGGGCCAUGGUGCCGGAGGACGUCCCGCGGCUCAGCGCCCUGCCCCUGCGGGAGCGUCACGACCUGGCCGCCGCAGAGGACACAUCCUCGGCCUCAGAGACGGAGCGGACGGCGAUGCGUCAGCAGCGGCUGAAGGCGGAGCCCGCGGGUUGCGGCACAGCGCCCGGGGCGGUCGGAGCCCUGGCCGCCGUCCCCUGCCGCUCCAUGGGCUCCCACGGGGGCAAGAAGAUGCGCAUGGCACGGUGUGGGCGCUGCAAGGGCUGCCUGCGGCUGCAGGACUGCGGGGCCUGCGCCAAUUGCCUGGACAAGCCUAAGUUUGGGGGCCCCAACACCAAGAAGCAGUGCUGCGUGUACCGGAAGUGUGAUAAGAUUGAGGCCAGGAAGAUGGAGCGGCUGGCGAAGAAAGGCCGCACCUUGGUGAAACCGCUGCUGCCCUGGGACUCGGAUGAAUCUCCAGAGACGUCCCCAGGGCCCCCUGCCCUGCGGCGGAGCAGCGGGGGCCGGGACGAGGCUUCGGCCGCCCUCCCCACCGGCCCCGAGGACCACGACCCCCUACUGCUGCAGCGCAAGUCUGCCCGGCGCUGUGUCAAGCAGCGGCCGUCGUACGACAUCUUCGAGGACUCUGAGGAUUCGGAGUCGGGGGCGCCCCCGGCCCCUCCCCGCCGCCGAGCCGCCCGGGAGUUGGAGAUGGCCCUGCCCGAGCCCGCGGAGGAGCCUAGCCGCCCCCGGAAGGUCACGCUGCAGCCUGUGGUGCAGCUCAAGGCUCGGCGGCGUUCCGAGAAGGAUGCUGCAGCAGCUGGCACAUUUCCCUCCUUCCCCAACGGCUGGGCAGGGAAGCAGAAGUCACCAGACGGCGUCCACCGCGUGCGGGUUGAUUUCAAGGAGGACUGUGACCUGGAAAACGUUUGGCUGAUGGGCGGAUUGAGUGUGCUCACCUCCGUGCCCGGCGGCCCCCCCCUCGUCUGCCUGCUCUGUGCCAGCAAAGGACUGCACGAGUUGGUGUUCUGUCAGGUGUGCUGUGACCCAUUCCAUCCCUUCUGCCUGGAAGAGGGGGAGCGGCCGGCGCCCCAGCACCACGACGCCUGGUGCUGCCGACGCUGCAAGUUCUGCCACGUCUGCGGGCGCAAGGGUCGCAGCACCAAGCACCUCCUGGAGUGUGAGCGCUGCCGCCACGCCUACCACCCUGCCUGUCUGGGGCCCAGCUACCCAACGCGGGCUGCCCGCAGACGGCAACACUGGAUCUGCUCAGCCUGCGUGCGCUGCAAGAGCUGUGGGGCGGCCCCCGGGCGCAACUGGGACAGCGAGUGGCAGGGAGACCUGAGCCUGUGUCCUGCCUGCACGCAGCUCUUCGAGAAAGGAAACUUCUGCCCUAUCUGCACACGCUGCUAUGAGGACAGUGACUACGACAGCAAGAUGAUGCAGUGUGCCCAGUGUGAUCACUGGGUGCACGCCAAGUGCGAGGGGCUCUCAGACGAGGGCUACGAGAUCCUGUCGGGGCUGCCGGACACGGUGCUGUACACCUGCGGCCCCUGCACGGGCACCGUGCCCCCGCGGUGGCGGGAGGCGCUGGACGGGGCCCUGCGGGGGGGCCUGCGCCAGGUGCUGCAGGGGCUGCUAGGAGCCAAGUUGGCCGGCCCGCUCCUUCAGUGCUCCCAGUGCGGAGCGGCCGACUCCCAGCAGCCCGCGCACCGGUGGCCGUGUGACCUGCGGGCAGUCAGCCAGCUGUUCGAGGACGGUCACUACAGCUCCGUGCACAGCUUUACUGAGGACGUGGUGGGCAUCCUGCUGCGCCAUAUAGAGGAGGGGGAUGCGGCUGAGCGUCGGGCGGGGAGCCAGGCCAAGGGGCUGCUCAUCAAGCUCCUGGAGUCGGCAUUCUGCUGGUUUGACGGGCACGACCCCAAGUACUGGAGACGCAACAGCACCCUGCCCAACGGGGUCCUCCCCAAUGCCGUGCUGCCCCCGUCCACGGACCACAUCUACGCCCAGUGGAGGCAGCAGGAGCCGGAAACCCCGGAGUCCGGGCAGCCCCCUGGGGGCAUCCCCGCGCCAGCCCUGCCCGCCAAAGAGACGGCUCCCCACCCCGAGGACCCCCGGCAGUGCGCACUCUGUCUAAAGCAGGGAGACGCCGACUCCAAGGAGGCCGGGCGGCUGCUGUACAUCGGCCAGAACGAGUGGACCCACGUCAACUGCGCCAUCUGGUCGGCCGAGGUGUUUGAGGAGAACGACGGCUCGCUCAAAAACGUGCACGCCGCCGUGGCCCGCGGCCGCCAGAUGCGCUGCGAGCUGUGUCUGCGGCCCGGGGCCACCGUGGGCUGCUGCCUCUCGUCCUGCCUCAGCAACUUCCACUUCAUGUGCGCCCGCGCCAGCUGCUGCGUCUUCCAGGACGACAAGAAGGUCUUCUGCCAGAAACACACGGAGCUCCUGGACGGCAAGGAGAUUGUGACUCCUGAUGGGUUUGACGUCCUGCGCCGGGUCUACGUGGACUUUGAGGGGAUCAGCUUUAAACGCAAGUUCCUGACGGGGCUGGAGCCCGACGUCAUCAACAUCCUCAUCGGCUCCAUCCGCAUCGACUCCCUGGGCACGCUGUCCGACCUCUCUGAUUGCGAAGGACGCCUCUUCCCUGUCGGAUACCAGUGUUCCCGCCUGUACUGGAGCACGGUGGACGCCCGGCGUCGCUGCUGGUACCGCUGUCGCGUCCUCGAGUACCGGCCCCGGGGGCCGCGGGAUGAGCCUGACCGCCUUGGGGUGGCCGAGGACAACCGGACCAUCGCCCAUGGGCCCCCGCUCCCUGCGGGGCCCCUGAGGCUGGACUCACCCCCCCAGUCGGAGCCGGCCAGCCCCCUGGCCCCCGAGCGCCAUUCGCCAGCCCAGAACCCGGGGCCCCUGCCGCCCCCGGGCCGGGCCGGCGCCCCGCCUCCAGCCCGGCCGGUUUCCGGUGCCCGCAUCAAAGUGCCCAACUUCUCGCCCUCUCGCCGGCCGCCGGCGGGGGCCUCCUCGCGGCCCCUCCCCUCGCCUGGGAGCCCCUCGUCGCUGACCCACCACAUCCCCACCGUGGGGGACCCCGACUUCCCGGCCCCCUCCCGCCGCUCCCGCCGCCCCAGCCCCCUGGCCCCGCGGCCGUCUCGGCGGGCCUCCUCCCCGCCCCCCAACUCCCGACCUCCCCCUCUCCAGCUCAGGGCACACCCCCCUCUCCCGCCGUCUCCCCUCUCGCCCCCGCCCGCUCCUACCUCGGCCGCCGUGGCCCUGACGCCUACCUCAGCGGGGCCGUCCCCGUCCCCCCCGGCCCCAUCCCCCUCGCCGCCGCCGCCUGAGGACCUGGGUCCCGACCUGGAGGACAUGGACGUGGUGCCCGGCCUGAGCGCCGCCGACCUGGACUUCGCCGCCAGCCUGCUGGGCUCCGAGCCUUUCCAGGAGGAGGAGAUCGAGGCGGAGGGGGCGGGGGGCGCCCGGGGGGCCGCCCCGGGAGACAGCUCGGAAGAGGAGGAGCCGGCCGCCUCGCCCCCGCGCUACGUCCACUUCCCGCCGACCGUGGUGCCCGGCGCGGCCGGCCCGCCCCCGGCCCCCGGCCCGCCCCGCAUCGAGCAGCUGGACGGGGUGGACGACGGCACGGACAGCGAGGCCGAAGCCGCCCGGCAGCCCCGGGACCAGGGCCGCGCCCCCACGGGGCCGGGGAGCGGCGGAGGCGAGGAGGCCCGGCCCCCCGAGGACCUGCCCUCGGACAUCGUCGACUUUGUGCUCAAGAACCUGGGGCCCGGGGAGGGGGCGGGGCCCGGCCAGGACCCGGCCCCGCCGGCCCCCCAGGCGCCCGCCCUGCUGGCCAACGGGGACCAGCCCGGGCCGCCCGCCCCCGCCGAGCCCCCGCGGACGUUUUCCUGGCUGCCCGGCACCCCCGGCGUCAGGGUGCUGAGCCUGGGCCCUCCGGCCGAGCUGCCCAGGCCCGCCGCCUCCAAGGUCCUCCUUGUCAACAAGCUGGGCCAGGUGUUCGUCAAGGUAGCAGGGGAGGGCGGAGAGCCCCCGGCCGCCGGGGAGGCUGCCGCGCCGACGCUCCCGCCCGCCGGCACCCCCGCCGCGCCCCAGCCCCCCUGGGGCGCGCCAGUCAACGCGCUGCCCGAGAUGGGGCUGGUGCGCCCUCCGGGACCCCCGCCGCCACCCCCCUGCCCCCCACCCCCUGCGUGCCCCCCGCCACCCCCCUGCCCGCCGCCCCUCACGUUCCUGCUGAGCGACGCCUCCUCCAGCCCCCCACGCCCGGCCACCCGCACCAAGAGGGUGUCAACCUUCGCUGGCCACUCGCCCCGCCCUGCGACCCCACCCCCCGCCAAGGCCCCGCGUCUGGAAGGCGACCCGGAACCCACAGAUGACGACGGCGCCGGGCCGGGCCACGUGCAGAUGAAGACCCCAACCGUGCAGGCCGUCCUGAACCUCGAUAUCGCGGCCGAGGAGCCCGACGGACUCGCUGGGGGUGAGGGCCCGAGCCCUAGGUCAUCCCCUCCGCUGCUGCCCUUGCCAGACACCAGCCCCCAACCGUCCCCACCACCGCCUCCGCUGGCAGCAGAUAUCUCCCUGGAUGCCCUGCUGGAGCCCCAGUGGCCCCGUUUCUCAGGAGAGGUGUCCAGCUCUGAGGAGGAGCCCCUGUCCCCCGAGGACAAGGAGAACGUGGGGCCGCGGAGGCCCGGCCCCCACCUGCGCUUCGAGAUCAGCAGCGACGAUGGCUUCAGCAUCACUGCUGAGAGCCUAGAAGGUGCCUGGCGCACGCUGGUCGACAAAGUGCAGGAGGCGCGGGGCCACGCCCGGCUCCGACACCUCAGUUUCAGCGGCAUGAGCGGGGCCCGCCUGCUGGGGAUCCACCACGACGCAGUCGUCUUCCUGGCAGAGCAGCUGCCCGGCGCCCAGCGCUGCCCCCGCUACAAGUUCCGCUACCACCAGCGCGGGGAGGACCAGGAGGAGCUGCCUCUCAACCCCCGGGGCGCGGCUCGGGCAGAGGUCUACCUACGGAAAUGCACCUUCGACAUGUUCAACUUCCUGGCAUCUCAACACCGGGUGCUGCCGGAGGGGGUGGCCUGCGAUGAGGAGGAGGAUGAGGUGCAGCUCAAAUCCACCAGGCGCGCCACCAGCCUGGAGCUGCCCAUGGCCAUGCGCUUCCGUCACUUGAAGAAGACGUCCAAGGAGGCCGUGGGGGUCUACAGGUCGGCCAUCCACGGGCGCGGGCUUUUCUGCAAGCGCAACAUCGACGCAGGCGAGAUGGUCAUCGAGUACUCGGGCAUCGUCAUCCGCUCCGUUCUCACCGACAAGCGCGAGAAGUUCUACGAUGGCAAGGGCAUCGGCUGCUACAUGUUCCGCAUGGACGACUUCGACGUGGUGGAUGCCACCAUGCACGGCAACGCGGCCCGCUUCAUCAACCACUCGUGCGAGCCCAACUGCUACUCGCGCGUGAUCCACGUGGAGGGCCAGAAGCACAUCGUCAUCUUUGCGCUGCGCCGCAUCCUGCGCGGGGAGGAGCUCACCUACGACUACAAGUUCCCCAUCGAGGACGCCAACAACAAGCUGCCCUGCAACUGUGGCACCAAGCGCUGCCGACGCUUUCUCAACUGAGCCUGCGCCAGCCCCGGACCCCGCCCCGUCUGCCCACCCGGCGACCCCUACACACACACACAGACACGCGCCGGGUCAA
Molecule: messenger RNA, 8842 nt
Organism: Tachyglossus aculeatus (Australian echidna)
Lineage: Eukaryota; Metazoa; Chordata; Mammalia; Monotremata; Tachyglossidae
Gene: KMT2B
Product: lysine methyltransferase 2B
Biological process (GO): positive regulation of DNA-templated transcription
Cellular component (GO): nucleus; histone methyltransferase complex
Molecular function (GO): protein binding; DNA binding; zinc ion binding
Source: RefSeq, a predicted model, not a curated record